AACCGCCCUGCAAUGUCUAUCAAUGUCAAUGUUUCCAUUCCCAUCGACUCAGCCAUCGCCAUUCGUGGCAUUGACUACGCCCUAGAACGAAUCGAUGGUGAAGUGGAAUUCACGCUGUCGACCAUCACGUCAGCCGUAAUCGAAGCGAUCAAGGACCUCCCAGACGAUUACCUGCUCGACGGCUUCGAUGCGGAUUAUGACUUCACACAGCCUUCUCGUUCAGCACCAAGGACAGCCUCGAGAUCAACAUCCGGCACCACGCAACUCUCACACACCACUGUUUCAACCUACUCCACUACUGACAGCCGCCUCGGGGUGUCAUUCUACGAAGACUUUUGCAUCACCGUCGUAGAUCCCAAAGGCACGCAGCACCUGAUCGAGACUUGCUCCGACAUGACCGUGGCGGAACUAGAAGCAAAACUCGACGAGCAGCGUGGCGAACCCAGCAAGCAGAACCGCUUGGUAUGGAGAGGCUACAGACUCAAUCAACCAGAUGCCACGCUGAGGCACUACGGCAUCGGUCCCGGCUGCGUGCUAGUCUUAUUCCAUCAUCUCUUACCUACCCUCCCAAUCGAAGACCCAGAGCUCGAGAAUCCAAGCAUCCCCCGCGAAGAAGACUUCGAUUUCUGGCUCGCAACCCCUUCGGGCAAAUCUUUGUCUGUGAAAGCGCGGCCGGAGACGACGACCGCCGAACUUGCUACUGCGGUGUGGCACCAGCUGGGAAUUCUACCAAGUAUGCAGAAACUGGUGUUCCAGGGGUUGGUGGUGUAUGAUGGGAGUUCGUAUGCGGCGGGGAGAGAGCAUUUGAUUUUCACGCUGGAUGAGGUUAGCAUUGGCGUGGACGCGGUAGUGUCGAUUCAGAUCGCAGACAGUCUGCAAUGAAGGAGGGCAUGUUUGGCGUACACUGUAAUUGCAGGGGAUGUUGAUAUCGUAAAGAAAAUGUCUUCGGUGGCUUGUUGUCUUUGGUUAGAUCACGUGUGUAGGCUGAGAACAGGUAUCCUGCCCAUAG
Messenger RNA from Pseudocercospora fijiensis CIRAD86, 1009 nucleotides. RefSeq lists its product as uncharacterized. NCBI's taxonomy places the organism in Eukaryota, Fungi, Ascomycota, Dothideomycetes, Mycosphaerellales, Mycosphaerellaceae. Gene Ontology annotation, molecular function: protein binding. The transcript has 2 exons. The record is from RefSeq and is a predicted model, not a curated record. Bases 13 to 882 code for a protein of 289 amino acids.